GUGACGUCACAACGCCUGUCUCCGGCCGGGCGUCUUCGCUGCGUCUCCUUCGAUCAGCCGGUCCGCGAAGCCCGCGGAUCCCUCCGGGAAGCGGCCCUUUCCGGCGGCUGCGUCUUCUCAGUCGGGUAAGGAGAACCGCCGGAGACGCUCCCCGCAUCUUCCCACGCCAUGAAGUUCCAGUACAAGGAGGACCAUCCCUUUGAGUACAGGAAGAAGGAAGGCGAGAAGAUCCGAAAGAAAUACCCCGACCGAGUCCCCGUUAUAGUGGAAAAGGCGCCGAAAGCAAGAGUCCCUGAUCUGGACAAGAGGAAGUACCUUGUCCCAUCAGAUCUCACUGUUGGUCAAUUCUAUUUCUUGAUUCGAAAGCGAAUCCACCUGAGGCCAGAAGAUGCCUUGUUCUUCUUUGUCAACAAUACUAUUCCUCCCACCAGUGCUACUAUGGGUCAGCUGUAUGAGGAUAAUCAUGAGGAAGAUUAUUUUCUCUAUGUGGCUUAUAGUGAUGAAAGUGUUUAUGGCCAGUGAUUCUAUGCAUUGCUAGCCUUACAGAUGGAUUGGACCGAAAGAGUCACUGUGGAAGGAAUUUGUCUCCAACAAAAGCAGGAAACGGGAGAAAAAGCUGGACGACAAACCGUGUAUUUCAUGUCAUUGUUUCUGGCACCUUUUAAUAAAUUACUAUUUUGUUCAAUCAUAAGAAAAGAGCAAAUGUUUUAAAACCAUCUGAUGGUUGGUGCUUUGUCAUAUUCUAUCAACUUGCAUUCUCAUAACUGACAUGUCAAUAAGUUUACUAUGUGGGAAUUAGGAAAAGACAGGAGUCGGCAAGAACUUCCUUAGCAAUAUAAUUAUUUUCCAUGCCAAGUCAGUCAAAAAAUUUAAUAGCAAGUUAUUCAACCUCAAUUGGCCUUUCCUUCAACACCCCACAAUUAAUGUUCUUUAUUUUAAUAUAUUUCUUUUCCUGACCUAUCUACCCAUCAAAUGCAUGAAAGAGGCAUAACACCAAUUAUUGUUGUCUAACAUCAUUAUAACCAUUACAAUCCCUUGUCCUUAAUUCAGUUCAGGUAUUGCACUAGUAGUCUGGUUAAGAGAAUCAUGUUAAUGCUUCUUGUUAUCACGGAAGUUUUGCGUAAAUGAUAGUUGCCUAGUUAGUUCAGUUGAACUUAAACAAGUAUACAACACAUUAUUUCUCAAUAUAACCAGAAUUUGGACCUUGGUGUUCAAUACUUAAGACAGUUUCACUAAAUGCAUGAAUGUUCUGUGAUGUUGUCUCCUUGCUUUGUUAGUAAAGGCUAUUCCCAUCUAUGUUGAGGUUACAGCACUACAAAAUUAUGAAUGAAACCCCCUGAAGUUACUUUUACCCACAGCCUUGGUGAUAUAUGUAUAUUCUGCAACUCCUUAUGAAGUAACCCCUUUUAUGAUAACAAUCCUUCAUAUACUUCUGCUUCUGCUUAAUCAUAAUCUUUAAAAGUCUGUGAAAGAUUUUACUCAACUAAGCAAAGCAGUUUCCAAAACAACUUAUAGUUGCAUUCCCUGUAUUCUAUAAUGGCAAGUAAAAAUAAAAAUUAGGAUAUGUUAGAUUGAGUCUUAUGCUUCUUAGCUUUAGGGUAACUCGGAUAAUAUUAAAAGGUUAUAUCUGUGUGUAAAGUAGAAAUGGACUCACUCUUAACUUCUAUUUCUCCUACUUCCAAGUAUCAUUCUAAUAAUUUUUGGAAAUAGCAAAGGAAUCUAUGAAAUGGACUAAAGAGAUAAUGAAGUGCUGUUUUAGGAGUGGAAUAGCUGAGCAAACUUUUAGGAUGAAAACUGCUAGAAGGAAUUACUGGAAUAUGCUACCCCAAUAGCCAAACAACGAGGACUAAGCUUUCUUUUCUUUUUUGCGGAAUAAAAUAAUACCACUUUUAUAAUUAAUUCUGUUUUAAUGCUGAAUUCUUUCAGCAAACUGAAGUAAACUGUUUGCUCAUUAUAUUUAUCAUUCAGGGAAUGUUUAGGAGUCACAUUGCGAAUCCUGUCCAAAAUUUCUCAUAUGAGCUAAAUCAUAAUGCAUAAAAUGCUCAUUGUAUAUGGACAUUCCCUAUGCUGCUGCUAAUCAUCAAAAAUGUUAAUAAAAUUUCAGUUUACUCAUUUGAUGUAUUAAAUUACUGUGUUUAUAAGUUUUAACUGUGCCAUUUUUCAUCACUGUUUGCUUUAGCUUAUAAAAGGUAGUGCUAUGUAUCCUUUUUCUGUUGUGAACAAGACAGCUUUAGAUUUUUGUAAGAGUUUUGUUAGUCAAAUAAAUACAGACUUGAAAAUCUGAAA
Molecule: messenger RNA, 2286 nt
Organism: Thamnophis elegans (Western terrestrial garter snake)
Lineage: Eukaryota; Metazoa; Chordata; Lepidosauria; Squamata; Natricidae
Gene: GABARAPL1
Product: GABA type A receptor associated protein like 1
Exons: 4
Coding region: 169-522 (117 amino acids)
Biological process (GO): autophagy of mitochondrion; macroautophagy; autophagosome assembly
Cellular component (GO): cytosol; autophagosome; autophagosome membrane
Molecular function (GO): ubiquitin protein ligase binding; GABA receptor binding
Source: RefSeq, a predicted model, not a curated record